GUCCUCUUUAAUCCCGGUCCGCGCGGAGUUUCCUGUCAGUGAGCCACUCGAACCGAACCCAAACCGAACUUCAUCUCUUCAGUGAACCAUGGGGCCGACAGGUGCGGUGGUGUUUGGCAGCUCGGUGCCGGUCUGUGCAGAGAACCGGCUCCACUGGGACCUGAGUCCAGAACGGAUCCGGCAGCUGUCAGACGAGCUCAUCAGCAGGACCAAGGAGGUCUACGACCAGGUGGGGGCCCUGGACCUGGACGGGGUCUCCUUUGAGAACACCCUGAAGGCCCUGGCAGACGCAGAGGUGGAGUACACAGCUCUGCAGAAGAAGACGAGCUCUGAAAGCUUCAGCCCAGAGGCCAAACGCUACAUGGAGCGUCUGAUCAAACUGGGCCGGAGGAACGGCCUCCACCUGCCCAGAGACACGCAGGAGGAGAUCAAGACCAUCAAGAAGCAGCUGAGCAACCUUAGCAUCGACUUCAACAAGAACCUGAACGAGGACACCACCAGCCUGUCCUUCAGCAGAGACCAGCUGGGUGGUCUCCCUGAGGACUUCCUGUCCUCUCUGGAGAAGGAUGGAGACAAGCUGAAGAUCACUCUGAAGUAUCCUCAUUAUUUCCCCACCAUGAAGAAAUGCUUCGUCCCAGAGACCCGACGGACCCUGGAGGAGGCCUUCAACUCCCGCUGCAAGGAGAGAGGGGAAGUACGGACACGCGGCCUGCUUCGGCCUGCAGCCCGGCUGCCUGCUGCCUGACGGCACUCGGCAGAUGUCGGUGGCGGCCAUGGUGGCGAACUUCAGCAAGCCGACGGCGGACGCUCCGUCUCUUCUGCAGCACGACGAGGUGGAGACCUACUUCCACGAGUUCGGCCACGUCAUGCACCAGCUGUGUGCUCAGGCGGACUACGCCAUGUUCAGCGGGACCCACGUGGAGCGGGACUUCGUGGAGGCGCCCUCUCAGAUGCUGGAGAACUGGGUCUGGGAGCGGGACCCCCUGCAGAGGAUGUCCAAACACUACAAGACCGGGAAGCCCAUCCCCGAGGACCUGCUGGACAAGCUCAUCAAGUCCCGCCUGGCCAACACCGGUCUGUUCAACCUGCGGCAGAUCGUCCUGGCCAAGGUGGACCAGGCCCUGCACACCAGGACCGGCCUGGACCCGGCAGAGGAGUACGCUCGUCUCUGCGAGGACAUCCUGGGUGUCCCUGCGUCUGCAGGAACCAACAUGCCGGCCACCUUCGGUCACCUGGCGGGCGGCUACGACGCUCAGUACUACGGCUACCUGUGGAGCGAGGUGUUCUCCAUGGACAUGUUCUACGCCCGCUUCAAGCAGGAGGGCAUCAUGAACCCACAGGUGGGUCUGGACUACAGGAAGUUCAUCCUGCAGCCCGGCGGCUCCGAGGACGCCUCAGAGAUGCUCAGGAAGUUCCUCGGGCGAGAACCCAAACAGGAAGCCUUCCUCCUGAGCAAAGGGCUGACGCUGGAGCUGGACGCCAACGCCCCCUGUCCCUGCUGACCAAUCACAGCCUGGCUCCGCCCACUCCACCCAGGGCCAGCACUCAGAACCACAGACUGAGGUUUUGUAGAAAAAUACUGUAAAAUGUUCUGAAAGUCCAGAAUAAAAAGAUCUGAGGUGA
Austrofundulus limnaeus is the source of this 1623-nucleotide messenger RNA. It is a transcript of the gene thop1, whose product is annotated as thimet oligopeptidase 1. The record is from RefSeq and is a predicted model, not a curated record. Gene Ontology annotation, biological process: proteolysis; peptide metabolic process. Gene Ontology annotation, molecular function: metalloendopeptidase activity. Gene Ontology annotation, cellular component: mitochondrial intermembrane space. Lineage: Eukaryota; Metazoa; Chordata; Actinopteri; Cyprinodontiformes; Rivulidae.